Spodoptera litura is the source of this 2361-nucleotide messenger RNA. RefSeq names its product salivary gland-expressed bHLH (gene sage). Gene Ontology annotation, biological process: mesoderm formation; regulation of transcription by RNA polymerase II. NCBI's taxonomy places the organism in Eukaryota, Metazoa, Arthropoda, Insecta, Lepidoptera, Noctuidae. The record is from RefSeq and is a predicted model, not a curated record. Gene Ontology annotation, molecular function: protein dimerization activity; DNA-binding transcription factor activity, RNA polymerase II-specific; RNA polymerase II cis-regulatory region sequence-specific DNA binding. Gene Ontology annotation, cellular component: nucleus.
GAACGGUUCUCUUAAAAGGAAAUAGUACAAGACAGUGUAUAAAAUAAUUCUUUAUAAAUUACGAAAACUGUGGUCGUCAAAGUAAUGUUUCUAAUAUUAGGAUCGAAAUUCCCAACCAAUACAUAAAUAAACCAAAGACCAGAAAUAUUUAAUCAAGUGCGCUAAAUUGACACGUCAGCAAAGUAACAAUACAUUACCUACCUGUGUAAAUUUCAUCAGAAAACGCAAUGUAUAGUCAAACGUUCGAAGAUGACGCUCCACUACCCUUGAUUGCAAAUUACACAGUCGUUAAAGAAGAUGAUGAAGAAAAGAGAGAGACAGAAGAUCGUGUUAUUCUAGAAAUAGGACGACAAGAUGAUAAGCCAAAAGAAGAACAUACAUUUUCCCAUAAAAAGUAUGACAAAACUAUAUCACAUCACAGGUCUUACGUACUAGAGGAUUAUGAGCCGAGAAGAAUAUCUUACUUCAGACCUCAUGAAUUGGAUCACAGUGCUUCUGAAGGUUCCAGGUAUUAUGAGCAAGAAUAUAGAGAAGCGAAUGUAGUUGAGACAGCGAACUCUGAGUCCUCACUAGAUUACUCUCACGAAUCCCAGGAUACCUCCAAAUAUGGCACUGAUGACCCCACACAAGACACAGUCCUGAAUUGGAAGGAACGAGCCAUGCAGUUGGAGAAAGAAUACAAGAAGACAGCGUGCGACAGAGAGAGGACGCGGAUGAGAGACAUGAACCGCGCUUUCGAUUUGCUGCGUUCCAAGUUACCAGUCACUAAACCAUCCAAGAAAAAAUACUCCAAAAUUGAAUGUCUGAGGAUAGCCAUCUGUUACAUAAGACACUUGGAGUACAUGUUGGCUGGAGGAUCUCCUGAUGAGAAUCCGGCGUUCUUCGAGCUUCAAGCCUCCGAUCUGAGACGAAGACAACAAAGAUACUAGUUGCUAAACAAAACAGACUGCUUACUCUUAAAUCCAAUUACGAUCGAUCGACAUUGGCAUUGUAAUUUCGUACUCUUGAAUUUCAACACUAGCGCCCAUUGCAUCCGUAAUUCGUGGAUACUGAAUGAACUAAAUGGUAUUGAGAUUGAUUUAAAUUCCGUACACUGAAUGCGAUUUCAACAGCUACGAUUGGCGAUGCAAAGAUUAUCGCGCGCCUCUAGCGGCGAAAUUUAGAAGUUAUCUAAGAACGACACUUCGCUUUGGAGUUGAAGAUAAUAAGUUUAAACACAAUCAAAUGGAUGACGAUUACAUACAGAAACCUGUUUUUAAUAAAAGCAGAAACACAAAAUAUUGUUGCGUUCCUCAAACUUACGGAUAUUCAGGAAUAAGUUUUCAUUUAUUUCCAAAAGACAAAAUUAUGAAUCAAAUAAAUCUUCCUGUAUGGAGGAAAGAGGAAAGAUCAGCUGUAGCUGUAAAGCAAUUAACCCUCUCAGAUUUACUCAGCAGUGAUAUGUAUUUAUUUACUUUUUCGGAUAUUCAUUCAAUUGAACUUUUAGAAACAUUGGUGACUUGUGUUAGUGAAUUGGCCUUAAAUGCAAUAACAAACAAGAAAAUGUUAUCUGUGAGAGACUUAUUCUGACAAUAGUAAAAAUUAAACAAAAUAUGUCAUGGCUCUAGCCAUUGGCGUUUUGUUUGGUAUAAAUAGGCAGACAUGUUCUAAUUAUUUUAAAAUGUGCCCCAUGCUGCGUAGAGCACUCAAAGUUGUUAUUUCUUGACCUGAUACCGAAAUGAUACGUAGUAACUUACCUAAAUCAUUCCAAAAAUAUAAAAAUACAAGAAUAAGUAAGAUUAGACUGUGCUGAGAAAGUGAUUGAAAAAUGUAAAUGUUUAAAAUGUAGAAUAUUGACGUACUCUCGAUAUAAAAAAAAACAAUACAGCGAAGUUUAAUAUUGAAAUAACUCCUUCUGGCCUAAUAAUUGAAAUUAGUGCAUCUUAAGUUGGUCGAGCAUCAGAUAAACAUACUUAUUAUAAUUUAAAUAAAUACGAGUUUAAUGAUGGGGUGAUGGUGGAUAAAGAAUAUAGAAUUUGAGUGUUAUGAAGUGAUUUAAGGAUAUUAAUUGAAUACUCAGUACAUCAUUUGAUGAAUUUUACAAUUUACUUAAAUAUAUAUACAAGAAACCACAUAAAUCUGAUUUAUAUUAAAUUAUUUUUCUGUGACGCAAAUUAUAUACGAAAACUGGCAGUGUCAUUCUUAGACAGCUUCACAAUCAUGACACUAGAGGCGCUAGUUAGAAUUUUUGAAUCGCCAAUAUAGGGGUUGUAAAGUUUUGGCAUUGAAUAAUUAUUGAGAUUUUAUUGGAUUGAAAUUGCAUUGAUAUUGAGAUUGGUUUCAAGAGUAAGCACCCUGUUCGUAUUUUUAUAAGAGACGAAA